UCUAAAAAAGAAGUAAAUUCAAACGCUAGACAAGAGAAAUAUGGGGAGCAUCAUCAACUGGCAGUUUCACGGUAGCGAAGGAGCCAAAGAGGCUUCAGCUGCCACGCUAGGCUCUUACACCUCUAGGAUCAUGGCUAUGUGCCACCCAACUCCUGAAAAACCCAUUUUGCCGCCUCUAAGUGAAGCCCCCGAGACUAGCCAUACCGCUGAGAAGGCCGUUGUGAAAGCUGUCCUUAUGGGUAGUGGAAACGCCUAUGCUCCAAGUAUUGGCCUUUCCGAGGCUAAAAGUGCCGUGGCAGAGUGUCUAAGUCGAGAUCUUCCGAACAAAUUGACAGGAGAGGACGUGUUUAUGACCGUUGGAUGCAAACAAGCCAUCGCGCUUGCAGUCUACAUCACGGCUUCACCAAACUCCAACAUCUUGCUCCCGAAGCCAGGCUUUCCAUGGGACAUGGUUCACGCAAUCUACAGGAAUGUUGAGGUUCGUGAAUAUGAAUUUCUCCGCGAAAAGGACUAUGAGAUCGACUUUGACAGCGUCCGUGCAGCUGCGGACAAGAACACGUCUGCGAUACUCAUUAUUAACCCGCACAAUCCUAAUGGGAACACGUACUCUGAAGCUCAUCUUAAGAAGCUGGCUGAGCUGGCUCGGGAGCUCAAGAUACUGGUGAUUGCUGACGAAGUUUUCAGAUGGACUGUGUUUGGGAAUAAUCCUCAUGUUCCCAUGGCGAAAUUCUCGUCGACCGUACCUGUGAUUAGUCUCGGUUCUUUAUCUAAGGGAUGGAGUGUACCCGGAUGGCGAACCGGCUGGAUCGCCCUGCACGAUCUUGAUGGUGUCUUGAAAUCCCACAAGAUCACAACUGCUCUUAAGCAAUUUCUGGCGAUAGACUCUAAACCAGCAACUGUUAUCCAGGCAGCUGUUCCCACCAUCUUGAAAGACACUCCUAAGGCUUUCUUCGAAAGGAGGCAGAGUUUUCUGAGAGAGAAAUCGGACGUUGCAUUUGCUAAGCUCAAAGGCAUACCAGCCCUAACCUGCUACCAUAAAACUGAAGCUUGCACCUUCCUAUGGACGGAGCUGAACUUGUCAAUGUUUGCGAACAUCAAAAGUGAUGAAGAGUUCUGUGAAAAGCUUGCGAGUGAAGAAAACCUCGUCCUUUUACCAGGGAUUGCUUUUGGUCUGCAGAACUGGGCGAGGCAUUCUAUAGACAUGUCCGUUCCGGAAUUGGAGGUUGCAUUUGACAGAUUGAAGAGCUUCUGUGAUCGCCACUCCAAAGCUCCACUCAAAGGCAAAGCUGCCAAUGGUCUCAAGCAAGCAAAGCCUUAAAGGGUCGUCAACAAUAAUAAAUAAAACGGGGUGUUUUAUUGAUCUUGAGAUAGAUCAUGAACACACUCUCGUACUUGUCUCAAGUUAUGCUAUUUGCUGCCUAAGUAUUUCUAGUUAUGCUUUAAUAAUACAUAAAACGGGUGUUUUUAUUGAUCUGAGAUAGAUCAUGAACACUAUCGUACUUGUAUCAAAUUGAAUUGGUGUACUUGUCGUCACCAACCAUGCAUGUAAUGUUUUCUUUUCAAUAUUUCCAUGUAUUUCUACUUUCCGAAAAUUCAAAUAAUAAAGUUCUAG
This is a messenger RNA of Capsella rubella, 1612 nucleotides long. Its product is annotated as cystine lyase CORI3. The transcript has 7 exons. Gene Ontology annotation, molecular function: pyridoxal phosphate binding; transaminase activity. Gene Ontology annotation, biological process: amino acid metabolic process; biosynthetic process. Bases 41 to 1318 code for a protein of 425 amino acids. Lineage: Eukaryota; Viridiplantae; Streptophyta; Magnoliopsida; Brassicales; Brassicaceae. The record is from RefSeq and is a predicted model, not a curated record.